Messenger RNA from Ostreobium quekettii, 1257 nucleotides. The record is from the annotation of a GenBank genome assembly. NCBI's taxonomy places the organism in Eukaryota, Viridiplantae, Chlorophyta, Ulvophyceae, Bryopsidales, Ostreobiaceae.
AUGGCGAGCCACGCGGCGGUCGAUCUGCCACAGAAGGCCGCUUGCCUGGGUGCCUCGCCGCUGCCGCGCCCAGCCCGAUUCGUGCCCAGGCGAGCGGCGAGAAAGGCGGCAUGCUCCGCAUCAGGCGCCUCACGCACCCAGAAGGCCGCCGUCAGCAGCGGCGUGGCUGCAAAGGCGGCCGCCACAGAGGCGCCGUCGGCCAAUUCGGCUGCAUCUGACCAGGGCGACUACAGCGCCUGCGCCACCACCUUCACCACGUGGCUGAUCAAGCAGGAGCAGCUGGGAAUCAUAGACUCGGAGUUCGCGGUGGUGCUGUCGUCGAUCGCGCUGGCGUGCAAGCAGAUUGCGUCGCUGGUGGGCCGGGCGGGGAUUUCGAAUCUCACGGGGCUGGCGGGCGAGGAGAACGUGCAGGGCGAGGCGCAGAAGAAGCUGGACGUCGUGUCCAAUACGGUGUUCUCGAACUGCCUGCGGUCCACGGGACGGACGGGGAUCAUCGCGUCCGAGGAGGAGGAGUUCCCUGUGUUCGUGGAGGAGACGUACUCCGGGAACUAUGUGGUGGUGUUCGACCCGCUGGACGGCUCGUCGAACAUCGACGCCGGGAUUUCGGUGGGGUCCAUCUUCGGCGCCUACCUGCCCAGUGAGGAGUGCAGCAUGGAGGAUGCGGAGGAUGGCGAGACUCUACUGAACAACUGCGUGCUGAACGUCUGCCAACCUGGCAACAUGCUCAAGGCCGCAGGCUAUUGCCUGUACAGCACCUCCACAGUGCUGGUCCUCUCUGUGGGCAAUGGCGUGUUUGGGUUCACCCUGGACCCCCUGAUCGGCGAGUUCGUUAUGUCCCACCCUUACAUGCAGGUCCCGGAGUCUGGCAAGAUAUACUCCUUCAACGAGGGCAACUAUGACAUGUGGGACGACGACGUGAAGGCCUACAUCAACAGCCUCAAAGACCCUGACAAGUGGGGAGGCAAGCCAUACUCCUCACGCUACAUCGGCGCCCUGGUGGGCGACUUCCAUCGUACAAUGCUGUAUGGGGGCAUCUACGGCUACCCAGGCGCCACCAAUGCCCCCAAUGGCAAACUCAGGUUGCUGUAUGAGUGCGCGCCCAUGAGCUUCCUGGCCGAGCAGGCCGGCGGGAUGGGGUCCACGGGCAAGGAGCGUGUCCUGGACAUCGACCCCACCGCGGUGCACCAGAGGGUGCCGCUGUUCAUCGGAAGCAAGAAGGAAGUGGAGUAUCUGGAGAGCUUCACCAUGGGAAAAUGA